Dimorphilus gyrociliatus is the source of this 517-nucleotide messenger RNA. The record is from the annotation of a GenBank genome assembly. Lineage: Eukaryota; Metazoa; Annelida; Polychaeta; Dinophilidae.
AAUGGAAAAGCAUCUUUCUGAGCGUUACGAUAGAGGCUUUUAUCUACGAUCAACCAAAGCUUGUUGGCAGAUAACCGUUCCCGAUGGAGAUGUAAUAGAAGUGAAAGUAUUGGAUAGUAGACUGCAAGGAGAUUCUAAUUGCGAAACUGAUUAUGGUAGUAUACACGACGGCCUAACGUCGUCUUCUACUGAAUUGAAGAAAUGGUGUGGUACGGAGGAGAAUUUUGUCGUUAAAACAUCGGGUCGUUUCGCUGUUAUCUUUUUCACUUCGAAUUUUGAUUUCUUGGUCUACAGAGGUUUUCACUUCGAGUGUAAUAUCGUAACACAGUCAAAGUCAGCAUCAUCAGAUUCUACAAUCAGUACGCGUCUUCUUGUUAUAAUUGGAAUUGGAGUUGUAGCAGGUUUAAUAUUUCUCUUAGUAUGUUGGUAUUGCUGCUGUAGAGCAAAGCCAGUGCAACCAAUACAAGUAGUUGCCCAACCACCUCCACAAAACCGUGUAGUGAAUAUAGUUAAUUAA